ACGCGCGCCCGCCGCGCCCCGGGCCCACCUCGUCUGCUGCAGCUUGGCUCGCUCCGGAGGCGCGACCGUAAACAAGUGCACCGGCCCGAGGGUGGGGGUGCCCUGCACCCCGCUUUCGGAGCAGCUGUCUCAGAGAUCCCGGCGAUGCUUACCGCGUUGCCAGCCUCUCGGCGGCAGGCUGGGGAAGACGCGACUUUUUCUCUUGACUUUUUUAGAACCACCAGGACACGCCACAGGCGUACAACGACGCUAUUGCUGCCCGCUCAGCCCUCCCCAGGCACUCCCAAAGGAUGUCGGAGAUAAAGAGUUCCAAAUCGUGACGAUCGGGCGCCGCAGCUAGGGAAGGGACAGAGGGAAAACAAAUAGCAAACAAACAAACAAACAAACAAAAAAACCUGCAAACGCCUGGAGCAAUGAAACCACCAAGAGGCUGCUGGAGCUGUUCAGAUACUAACUGAGGGGCCGCGGCGGGGAAGGCGGCCGGCUCAGCCAAAGGGGGACAGCGGCGGCGGGAUCCCAGCGCGGUGGUCGCCGCGGCGCCGGGGGGCGGAGGACAGCGCCGGAGCCCCCGCCGCCGCCGGGAGCAGCCGAGGGGCCGCUGCCACCUUCGCUCGCCCCCUCACUACCAUGUACAGUGUGCGCUGCAAGAAGAAGGCGAGCGAUGCACGCACAGCCUCGCGCCCCUCUGCCUCAGGAGGUAAAAUGCACACUUGCUGCCCCCCAGUAACUUUGGAACAGGACCUCCACAGAAAAAUGCAGAGCUGGAUGCUGCAGACUCUAGCGUUUGCUCUAACAUCUCUCGUCCUCUCGUGUGCAGAAACCAUCGAUUAUUAUGGGGAAAUCUGUGACAAUGCAUGUCCCUGUGAGGAAAAGGAUGGCAUUUUAACUGUGAGUUGUGAGAACCGAGGGAUCAUCAGUCUCUCUGAAAUUAGCCCUCCGCGUUUCCCCAUCUACCACCUCUUGCUGUCCGGGAACCUUUUGAACCGUCUGUAUCCCAAUGAGUUUGUCAAUUAUACCGGGGCUUCAAUUCUACACCUGGGCAGCAAUGUCAUCCAGGACAUUGAGACGGGGGCUUUCCAUGGGCUGCGGGGCUUGAGGAGACUGCAUCUGAACAACAAUAAACUGGAACUCCUGCGGGAUGAUACCUUUCUUGGCCUGGAGAACCUGGAGUACCUACAGGUCGAUUACAACUACAUCAGUAUCAUUGAGCCCAAUGCUUUUGGGAAGUUACAUCUGCUGCAGGUGCUUAUCCUCAAUGACAACCUCUUGUCCAGUUUACCCAACAAUCUCUUCCGUUUUGUGCCCUUAACGCACCUUGACCUGCGGGGUAACCGGCUAAAGCUCCUGCCCUACGUGGGGCUGUUGCAGCACAUGGAUAAAGUCGUGGAGUUACAGCUAGAGGAAAACCCCUGGAAUUGCUCCUGCGAGCUCAUCUCUCUGAAGGAUUGGCUGGACAGCAUCUCCUACUCAGCCUUGGUAGGGGACGUGGUGUGCGAGACCCCCUUCCGGUUACACGGUAGGGACCUGGAUGAGGUCUCAAAGCAGGAGCUCUGCCCACGCAAACUCAUUUCUGACUAUGAGAUGAGGCCGCAGACGCCUUUGAGCACCACGGGGUACUUACACACCACCCCAGCCUCGGUCAAUUCCGUGGCCACCUCUUCCUCUGCUGUUUACAAACCUCCCUUGAAGCCCCCUAAAGGGACACGCCAACCCAACAAGCCCAGGGUGCGCCCCACCUCUCGGCAGCCCUCCAAGGACUUGGGCUACAGCAACUAUGGCCCCAGCAUCGCCUACCAGACCAAAUCCCCGGUGCCUUUGGAGUGCCCCACCGCGUGCACUUGCAACCUGCAGAUCUCCGACCUGGGCCUCAAUGUCAACUGCCAGGAGCGCAAGAUUGAGAGCAUAGCUGAGUUGCAGCCGAAGCCCUACAAUCCCAAGAAGAUGUACCUGACAGAGAACUACAUCGCCGUGGUGCGCAGGACAGACUUCCUGGAGGCCACAGGGCUGGACCUCCUGCACCUUGGCAACAACCGCAUCUCGGUGAUCCAGGACCGCGCCUUUGCUGAUCUCACCAACCUGAGGCGCCUCUACCUGAACGGCAACAGGAUCGAGAGGCUGAGCCCUGAGCUGUUCUUCGGCUUGCAGAGCCUGCAGUAUCUCUUCCUGCAGUACAAUCUCAUCCGAGAGAUCCAGUCUGGCACUUUUGACCCUGUCCCGAACCUGCAGCUGCUUUUCUUGAACAACAACCUCCUGCAGGCCAUGCCUUCGGGCGUCUUCUCGGGCCUCACCCUGCUCCGGUUGAACCUGCGGAGUAACCACUUCACCUCCUUGCCGGUGAGCGGAGUCCUAGACCAGCUAAAGGCACUCAUCCAAAUCGACCUGCAUGACAACCCCUGGGAUUGCACCUGCGAGGUGGUGGGCAUGAAGCUGUGGGUGGAGCAACUCAAGGUAGGCGUCCUGGUGGACGAGGUUAUCUGCAAGUCGCCCAAAAAGUUUGCAGAGACCGACAUGCGCUCCCUCAAGUCGGAGCUGCUGUGCCCAGACUACUCAGACGUGGUUGUCUCCACGCCCACGCCCUCUUCCAUCCAGGUCCCUGCCAGGACCAGCGCGGUGCCGCCCGCUGUGCGUUUCAACAGCACAGGGGGCCCCGCGGGCUUGGGCGCGGGCGGAGGCCCAGGUGGGUCGUCCUCGGUGCCCUUAUCCGUGCUGAUCCUCAGCCUGCUGCUGGUCUUCAUCAUGUCGGUCUUCGUGGCCGCCGGCCUCUUCGUGCUGGUCGUGAAGCGCAGGAAGAAGACCCAGAGCGACCACACCAGCGCCAACAACUCCGACGUGAGCUCCUUCAACAUGCAGUACAGCGUGUACGGCGGCGGCGGGGGCGGCGCCAGCAGCGGCAGCGCGGGCGGCCACCCGCACGCACACGUGCACCACCGCGGGCCUGCGAUGCCCAAGGUGAAGACGCCCGCGGGCCACGUGUACGAGUACAUCCCCCACCCGCUGGGGCACAUGUGCAAAAAUCCCAUCUACCGCUCCCGGGAGGGCAACUCGGUGGAGGAUUACAAAGACCUGCAUGAGCUCAAGGUCACCUACAGCAGCAACCACCACCUGCAGCAGCAGCAGCCGCCGCCGCCGCAGCCGCCCGCGCCGCAGCCCCAGCAGCAGCCCCCGCCGCAGCUGCACCUGCAGCAGGGCGACGAGGAGAGGCGGGAAGGCCACCACUUGCGGAGCCCCGCCUACAGCGUCAGCACCAUCGAGCCCCGGGAGGACCUGCUGUCGCCGGUGCAGGACGCCGACCGCUUUUACAGGAGCAUUUUAGAACCAGACAAACACUGCUCCACCACCCCCGCCGGCAACAGCCUCCCGGAAUACCCCAAAUUCCCGUGCAGCCCGGCUGCUUACACUUUCUCCCCCAACUAUGACCUGAGGCGCCCCCACCAGUAUUUGCACCCGGGGGCAGGGGACAGCAGGCUGCGGGAACCGGUGCUCUACAGCCCCCCGAGUGCUGUCUUUGUAGAACCCAAUCGGAACGAGUAUCUGGAGUUAAAAGCAAAACUAAACGUUGAGCCGGACUACCUCGAAGUGCUGGAAAAACAGACCACAUUCAGCCAGUUCUAAAAGCAAAGAAAACUCCUCCCCUCCCCCUCUCCCACCCACCUCAAACACACCCCACCCCCCGGAGCGUUUGCAUUUAAAAACAAACAAGCGAGCAAGCCAACACACCGUGAACACAAGUGAUUGUGUUGUUUCAACAUUUAGGGUGAAGUGCCUUGGCACAGGAUUCUCAGCUUCAGGCAAAAGAUACUGAAAAGGGUGUGCGAUUUUUCCUUUUUCCUUUCACACAUGGGAAAUUUUUGUGUAAACCGGGCGCGUCAUCUUUUUCUCUUCCUGGCCUGUGGGGGAGGAGAGGAGAAGGGCUUGAUGUUGGCGAUUUGCUGCGAGGGUGACUUCUGAAACGUGGCAGUCAUUUUUGCUUGUUUAGGCGGUUUUUUUUUUUAAUUAUUGUUGUUAUUUUUAUUUUGUAAAGGUUGGAAGUGCUGAAAAAGGGUGGAAGAUAGCAUAGGUCCUACUCUUCCUCUUUCGCCCUUCCUACCCCUCACUGCCCUCUUUCCUCCUCUAAGCCAUGGGUGGGUCCAAAUGGCUUUUGUGGAGAGAUUAGCACACCCCAACUUUCCUAAGAAGUUUGUUCUCUCUCCCACCCCUCCACCCGCCGCUGUCCCCUACCCUCCUCCAGGCUCAUUCCUUUCCUUUGUUUUUAAAGGAUGUGUUUGUAUGCAUUCUGGACAUUUGAAUUAAAAAACAACAGCCCACAAAAAUAUUGUGAUCCUGAAAAGGAUUGCCGUAGAUGUGGACAAAUCAUUACAAUGACAGAGCUAUAUGAUCCAUAAUUGAUUAAUCAAAAUAACUUAUUGAUGAAAUAUACAAAUAUUUUAUUGUAGCACCUAUUUUUAUAUGCACAUUUAGCAUUCCUCUCUCCUUCACUAUUCAGCCUGUGAUUUUUGCAGAGGUGUGGCAUUGUAUGAACAGCUGCAUUUCCAAAUCCCAAGUGAAACCACACAA
Molecule: messenger RNA, 4554 nt
Organism: Ochotona princeps (American pika)
Lineage: Eukaryota; Metazoa; Chordata; Mammalia; Lagomorpha; Ochotonidae
Gene: SLITRK5
Product: SLIT and NTRK like family member 5
Exons: 2
Coding region: 628-3612 (994 amino acids)
Biological process (GO): positive regulation of synapse assembly; regulation of presynapse assembly; axonogenesis
Cellular component (GO): membrane
Molecular function (GO): protein binding
Source: RefSeq, a predicted model, not a curated record